CUUGAUUGGGUCGGAAAAUCAUCAGAGUUCGACAGCUGUCUACCACCCACAAUGACGUCCCCACCGGUAUUUUGAAGGAACUCAUGGCUGAUGGACUGCACAAUGAAGUGCGCCAGCUCACUGAAUGGGAUGGCCACGAUUCAAUGCUCGUAGUUUGGCGAGCUGUUGAGCGUGCUGACCGUGUUGUGAUUUGCAGGCGGCGGCGGCGGCGCAUUGCUGGCCAGCUCCGUGCACUCGGCCUUGGCGAAUUUCGGCCCAACGAGGAGCUGGGUGAUGAGAUUGAUGAUGAUGAUGGUGAUGUCGUAUUGGACCAGCCACCGACUACCUCGGAUCCCCGAAGUCGCAAUCCCCAUAGCGGCCAACCAACCUCCCUACAUGAAUUUGUCCUCGAGCUUCUCCAGGCAGGAUUUUACCCCUUAAAGUUCGACCCGCUCUUUAGCAAGAGCGCGGUGAUCCUGAAAGUGUGGAGGAAUCCCACGAGACUGCCCUCGGACGUCCAGAAGGCCACUGCCGUCAGUCACCCUAAGUUGACAAGUUACUUCGAUGUCAUUAUAUUUCCGGUGCAAGAUUGUGACGGGGGUGAGCUUCUUUUGCUUCUUAUUUUCUUGAGCGAUUGUUUUUUCGAAGAUACGGUCGUGUUGGUCUGGUCUAAAGAUCUCGUUGAAAACUUUAACGGCGCUCCGCUAUGUGAGACACCCGUGGAUCUGAGGAACGAUUUCGAAGAAGACAUCAAACACCUUCUUGAUUUUGACCAACGAGUAUCCAAGCUCUCAGACAAAGAGGCUCAAAUAGCUUUUCAAAAGGUUUUACUGCUCGAGCUGGUGGAGACGAAGUACAAACUGUAUUCUGGCUUUCAUGAUGCAGUUGUGUAUCAAGAUGGCUAUGACAGUACAACAGCCGUUCGACUUGCAUACAUGUUUACAACGUGCCUGGAUGCAAAGAAGACUGGGCUACGAGUCAAACACGAUGUUUUCGAGGCACACCGCAAAUUUUACGGGAGCCGCAAACCAUAUUACAAAGUGGUGGCUCUAAAAAAGAACGACUCUCCCAGAGAGGACCUACCGCCAGUGAAGCGAAUUUCAUCAUCACCUUCCAUCCUCGAUGACCUCGUGGACAAGGGAAAUCGCCUCCGUGACGAGUUUGUCGAGAAGUACUCAAGCCUCCGCAGUUCCUCGCCCUGUGCUUUGGACCAUGAUACCCAUCUCACCUCUCCUUAUACAUCUGCAUCUUACAUGGCAACACAAGCGGUGCAUGUUGGUUUCCAAGGAUUACAAGUCAACCUGAUUGUUGCCAAAAUGCAUGUCGAAAAGGCAUACCAAGACUGGAUCCUAAAAGUUGUGCAAUACUUUGCGCAGCGGCCGUUGUUCCAAGACGUACUCUCUUUUUCCGAGGAAGAAAUCAAGACUAUUAUGGCAUCUUAUGCUUACACUCGUAACCAGUCAUUCGGGUUCUCUGUUGCCUUCAGAGAGCUUUGCGUCAUCAAAGUGCGAGUACAAGGCGGAGUCCCUUUCGAGGAUAAAUUUGCACAGGCUCUUUCGCAGGCACAGGAUGACACAGACGAUUGAGGUUUUCUGUUUUUCAUGACGGUAUAUCGAUCGGCGUAUCUGAUUGAACCAGUUGUCUUGUUUACAUCCCAUAAGUACUUCAAUACACGUUGCAUCUAUCCUUAUGAUACGUGGCGCCAAUGAACUUGUCUGACAGCCAGUGCACCUUCGUUGUCAAUCAAAGAGUAAAAGCCAAGAAUGUAAUUGGGCAAGCCUUGCUUCGCGAUUGUAAAAUCGGACAACCAAGCACAACCCGGUACUACUGCAUCUGUGAUUAUCUUGAUCUACCUCCUGGGAUCCAUGCGAAGGUUAGGACUGGUAGAGUGUAUUUGAUCAACGUAUUUCUUAUAGCCGGCGUACUUGAAGUUGCCGCGCAUUUGACGUAGUAAG
This is a messenger RNA of Suillus fuscotomentosus, 1934 nucleotides long. Its product is annotated as RNA dependent RNA polymerase-domain-containing protein. The record is from RefSeq and is a predicted model, not a curated record. The transcript has 7 exons. The coding region runs from base 84 to 1565 and encodes 493 amino acids. NCBI's taxonomy places the organism in Eukaryota, Fungi, Basidiomycota, Agaricomycetes, Boletales, Suillaceae. Gene Ontology annotation, molecular function: RNA-directed RNA polymerase activity.